AUGACGAUAAUUGGCACACUGGCGUAUUGUAUACUCGGCACGUUACUGCUGUGUGUGGCGGCGGAAGACGAGGAGCCUCAGAUUGGUGUUGACGACAGUCUAUGGUAUCCAUACGACGAAACACUGGUGCUGAAGCCGCUGCCCAACAACGACCUGCUGGUCUCAUUCAGUUUUCAACUGCAGUCGGAACCUUUCAAUCCGGCCAUAUCAUCCAUGUCUUUCGAUGCGUAUGAACACUACACGACUUUCCCACGGGCUAUCCCACCUCUGUUGGAGUCUACCGGCACUCGUCAGUUUCAUUUAAGAUUUACCAGAGGGUUCUGGGACGCUCUGUCAUGGGGACAGUUGCCCCAUGCUGGAAAGCAGGCAGGUGCCUCAGGUGUUGAAUUAUGGUCUCAAGUACAGGCCACUGAUCAGGAACAGGCGUUUCUUAAUUGGAAGAAGCUAGCCAAUUCGUUGAGUGGGUUGUUCUGUUCUUCUUUAAACUUUAUCGAUGAGUCCAGAACGACCUUUCCUCGUCAGUCGUAUGUCUCUGAUAUAGUAUCUCCUCUUUUCAAUGACACUGAGAAGUUGUACUUGAUGCGAGCAUCUUUGCCUAAUGAGCCCAUCUGUACCGAAAAUUUGACACCGUUUAUCAAACUUUUACCCACUAGAGGCAAGUCCGGUUUGACAUCUCUCUUGGACGGUCAUAAACUAUUCGACUCUCUCUGGAACAGCAUAUCUUUGGACAUUGCCACUGUUUGUCCCGAAGAUGAAGGUUCACUGUGUCACUACGAAAUGGAGGCACACGUAGAAAUGGUAGCGCAUGUCCCCUCUGCCUUGGCAAGAAACGAGAGACCUAUCCCAAAACCGUUGGACGGCAACACCUUGCGUUGUGACACGGAGAAACCCUUCGAUUCGUACCAAUGCUUCCCUCUACCCGAGCCUUCAGAGGCGCACUUCAAACUCUCUCAACUGUUUGCCAGGCCAAUUAACAAUGGUAACCUGUUUGCUAAUAGGCCGACAAGAAUUUGUGCAGAUGUUGACGGUUCAACUUGGACUGCAUUCUUAUCGGUUAAUGAUACGAUAUUCAGCACGCAUGAUAAUUGCUUCGACUUAUCAAACGAUCAAAAUGAGAGUGAUAUCGGCUACGACUUUAUUUUAGAAUCAACAGACACCACUCGUGUCACCCCUAUAGUUCCUGUCCCUAUUCAUGUAAGCAGAUCCCUGACCGGCAAUGGCCAAGAUCGUGGGGGAAUGCGUAUUGUGUUUCAUAACGACAAAGAUACUGCUGUGAAGUUGAUUUAUUUUGAAUCGUUACCAUGGUUCAUGAGGGUCUACUUAUCUUCUUUACAAAUUACUUCUACCAUUUCUCCGCAAUUGCAAGAAAACGACGUCAUCUUAGAUAAAUACUAUUUACAAGCUGCUGAUAGACUAAGACCUGCCCACUUGGAGUUGACAAUGUUGAUCCCAGCUAAUGCCGACAUCGUCAUGACUUACCAAUUUGAUAAAGCCCUUCUGCAGUUUGCUGAAUAUCCACCAGAUGCCAACCAUGGUUUUGAAAUUGACGCAGCUGUUAUCACCGUGCUAUCUCUGGAAUCAUCAUCGGCUUUGUAUGAACUGAGAACCUCGACUCUACUGUUGUCUCUGUCCACUCCAGAUUUUAGUAUGCCGUACAACGUCAUCAUCUUAACAUCUACUAUUAUGGGGCUCAUAUUUGGUAUGCUGUACAAUUUGAUGGUGAAGAGAAUGGUCACUGUCGAAGAAGCUGAUAAGAUUACGUUUCAAUCUGGCUUAAAAUAUAAACUGUUAAAGCUGAAGGAAAAGUUCUUGAAAAAUAAAAAGACUAAGACAGACUAG
Molecule: messenger RNA, 1839 nt
Organism: Saccharomyces mikatae IFO 1815
Lineage: Eukaryota; Fungi; Ascomycota; Saccharomycetes; Saccharomycetales; Saccharomycetaceae
Gene: GPI16
Product: GPI-anchor transamidase subunit GPI16
Exons: 1
Coding region: 1-1839 (612 amino acids)
Biological process (GO): attachment of GPI anchor to protein
Cellular component (GO): GPI-anchor transamidase complex
Source: RefSeq, a predicted model, not a curated record